CUCAAAAUAGUAACUACUUGUUCAACUUCUGGCAUUUACCGCUAAUAAACCUACUAGUCUUCUCUCUCAAUCCCUCGUCUUCACCUCAAACACUUAAACUCUCGUAGUUACAUCUCUUUCUACCCAAAUAAACACGCAAACUCACUUAAUCAGCCAUGUUCAGGGCAGUUCUUGCUCCUCCUAUGAGGCACCGUCAGCGGUGGCAAGAGAGCUGGGCGCGCUUAAUACCCCCUUUGACCUUAUGGAUAUGUGGCAUUUACUGUGAGUCUAAGAUAUGGGUACUAUGGGGAUUGUCGCAUGGUGCUUGGUCCCAGCGCUUCAAGGUUGAUGAAAGCAAGUUCUGUAUUCGUUAAGCAGGUUGAAGUAAGAGAUGAUGACAAGAAAGGGGUUCUUCUUUACGGGUUUUGUGAGAAGCCUGAAUUGAGUUUUGAAACCAAUUGGAGUGUUUCGAAAGUUUUGAUUGUUGGAUCUUACAGGCGCAAGGGAUUUUCUUUGUGGUUGAACGAAGGCUCCAGGAUCCGUAUGAGAUUUGAAACUCAGAGUAGAAGCCUAAAUCAACUCCAACUGGUUAUGAUUAAGGGAGAACGGAAAUUCCAAACAUUGCUGCCGAAACUCACUAGUUCCUCAGAAUCCCUUGCCCUCACCGACAUAGUAGCCGUUCAUGUUGCUGAAUACACUAUUGAAGAAGAUGACAGGUACUACAUUGGUGUCAUUAAUGUGAAUCCCAAAAGCGUUAUAAUGACAAUGACUGUAAAUGUUACAUCCAAAAUGUAUGAUCUAACCAAAGCAAAGAAUGUGUGCUCGACGUUAAAGGGAUUGUGCCGGCUCCAACUCUUGUUUCCGAACACUCAUUAUGUCAUAUUGACAACACCAAACAAUGGGGAUCUAGAUGAAUGGUACAUUGAACUAUCUUUUGUUGCUCGUGUCAUAACCUACAUAGCAGCUUUAGGAUUUAUCAUAAUUAUUAUUUUUCUGCUACUGAAGUUUGUUCAAGCAUGUGAUGGUGAGAAUGACUUGGUAGCUACAAGAGAAAUAUCUGGGACUGACCCUAUAAUACCUGUGAAGCCAGUUCAAUACACAUAUGGAACAAAUCAAGAAGAUGAUGAUUCAGGAUCAUCUACUAGCUCUUCAGAGGAUUUGUAUGAUGCAAAAUUAUGUGUUAUAUGUUAUGACGACCAGCGCAACUGUUUCUUUGUUCCAUGUGGGCACUGUGCAACCUGCUACGACUGUGCUCAGAGGAUCGUGGAGGAGGAUAGUAAAAUGUGUCCAAUAUGUCGCAGACUUAUUCACAAAGUUAGAAGAUUAUUUAACCCAUAGAGCUAAAAAAAGCUAGGAAAAUUGUGUGAUUGUGUCUGAGAAGAGAUUUGAUUUUUUUUCCUGGAAAGAUCAAGGGCUUUUAGUUUUUUGCACAUAGAGUCCCUAGCUUAGUUUCUUAAAUUGUCAGUUGGUUAUUUGCUUCUUUGGAUCAAGCUACAAGGUCAUGGAUGACUGAAUGAAGGUGCUGAAGUUGGAAAAAGCGUUUUUAUGGUCUUGUAACGCAUCUUUGUAACAUUAUCACCAAUUUGUCUCCAAAGAAGAUUGUAAUUUCUCCAAUGUUUACUCCAUUUCUGAAAGGGUUUGACUCA
Molecule: messenger RNA, 1625 nt
Organism: Mangifera indica (mango)
Lineage: Eukaryota; Viridiplantae; Streptophyta; Magnoliopsida; Sapindales; Anacardiaceae
Product: E3 ubiquitin-protein ligase APD1-like
Exons: 8
Coding region: 298-1317 (339 amino acids)
Source: RefSeq, a predicted model, not a curated record